AUGUCAAGUGACGACGAUUGUGAAAAGACAACGAGGGCCCUACAUCAAGGAGCCUUUCUUCGUAUCAAAAAGCCCGUUACAAUGCAAAUGACGGGGUACCUAUGGCAACACGUGCUUAGAGAGAAAACACGUAGACGAUUAAGAGAGUCGACUACCGGUUACAAUAGUCAAGAUUUUCGAGAUCAAGAAGAAGGUAACCGAAACAACUAUAAAAAUGUUGGAGGAAGAAAGACAAAAACGAACUCGGGGAAAAAUACUUCGCAAAAUGAUGACGAUAUGUUGAAUAAGAAGGUUUGGAUCGAAUGGACCGAGGAGCUUCACUAUAAAUUUGUCGAUGCCGUCAUUCAACUCGGAGAAGGAAGAUGCUAUCCGAAAGAGAUCCUCGAACUAAUGAACGAACCGAGACUUACGAGAAUGCAAGUGGCAAGUCAUCUUCAGAAAUGUCGCAAAGCUAAUUGGCUACCUCCGGGCGCGAGAAAAUCCAAGUCAACUAAUAUGGAGUCAACACCACCGAAAAACAAAGCCCGGAGGUCGAAAACCGAGAGAUUUGGAUCGAUGCCUUUUAUCGACAACGAUGAGUUCAACCCUAGAAGCCGAAAGUAUAAUCACGGAGCCAAUAUCGAUCCACCGGUAAAACCUAAUCCGAACGAAGCGUAUUAUUAUCCUCAACUUGUUCUUGAUCAUGACAAUUAUUAUUCCUUUGCUAAUCACCAGAGCAGUGAAGUAUUCAACAUGGGACGAUUUUUUGGCGCGGGAGAACCGUCAAUUGCGUACGGUUCCCAAAAUGCCCCUCCUAGUGACUUGACCGAUGACACCUUUGAAGGUUCGGACACGGAUUCCAUGGUCCAAAUCUUAUCGGAAUUCGAUCAAGAUUUAGAAAUGGAUUACAAUGUUAACGAGAUGACUACUGUAACUAAUGCAACUAGUGAGUGGAGCCAGGAGGACGAAGAAUCGGUGAAUGACGAAGAAACGGAAGGCUAG
Erythranthe guttata (spotted monkey flower) is the source of this 981-nucleotide messenger RNA. The record is from RefSeq and is a predicted model, not a curated record. Lineage: Eukaryota; Viridiplantae; Streptophyta; Magnoliopsida; Lamiales; Phrymaceae.